AUGUGGAACCAGACCAUUGACAAGUUUAUGCUGGACUUGGAUUUUAAGAAGUGCAAGACCGACCAUUGCAUUUAUUUCAAGCGAGAUCAAGAAGACUUGAUUUUUGUAGCGCUGUACGUUGACGAUUUGGUCCUCGUAAGCAACAACGCCGAACUGAUUAGAGCUACAAAGGAUGCGCUAAGUGAGCGGUUUGACAUGACGGAUCUUGAUGACCUCAAGUACUUCCUAGGAGUGGAAGUUAACCAAGAUCGUUCAGCUGGUACGAUUUCGAUUUGUCAGUCCAAAUUUGCAAAGGACAUCCUUGAGAAAUUUGGCAUGGAUAACAGCAAUCCUGUCAGAACUCCACAAGAACCAGGACUCAAGCUGACAAAGUCAAUGUGCGUGGAUGGGUGCAAGCAUGACGAAACGAUGGCAAAUGUGCCAUUUCGCAACGCAGUCGGCUGCUUGAUGUACCUUAUGGUGGGUACACGCCCAGACCUUGCUGCUGCAGUGGGAAUGCUUAGUCAGUUCUCGGCAGACCCUUGUCCGAUCCCAUUGGCAAGCUCUUAA
Messenger RNA from Peronospora matthiolae, 549 nucleotides. NCBI's taxonomy places the organism in Eukaryota, Oomycota, Peronosporomycetes, Peronosporales, Peronosporaceae. The record is from the annotation of a GenBank genome assembly.